CAUGUCCCGACGAGAAAGAGAGAAAGAGAGAAAGAGAGAGAGUGUCUUGUUUGUCAAGAUCUAGGGUUUCCUAUCUCCUCUUUUUUCACAGACAACUGCAGGCUCAUCUUUCUCUGUCUGAUGAUUUUUCAUUUACCAAGAUCGAUACUUCGUGUCUUCUAAACAAUAGUUUCUUCUUUGUCUUGCCAUGGAAUAAGACGAGGGAAGCUACUUUGAUUAAUCAUGGCCACUUCUCAAUGACCCUUUCUACUGAAAUCUCUAACCCUAAAAUUUCUUUCCAAGUUGUGUCUCUGAAGCUCAUCAGAUUGAAUUUACUGUAGUCUUAGUUUUGGAAGGAAGAAGAAGAGAGGACCCAGAAAGAAAAGAUGGAGGGAAGUGAUCAAACUGGAUGCUCAAAGACAAAAGCCUACUGCAGACGAAAUCAAGAUGAGAGCGUGAGUGGAGAAAUUGAUGAUGAUGAAAAUAGGCCUAAAAAUGGAUCAAGUUCUAGCAACAGCACUGUUGAAGAGAGCGAUAAGAAGAUUUCAGUGAGGCCUUAUGUUAGAUCCAAGAUGCCAAGGCUUCGGUGGACGCCUGAGCUUCAUCUCUGCUUUGUUAAAGCUGUGGAAAGACUUGGCGGACAAGAUAGAGCUACUCCUAAGUUAGUGCUCCAGCUGAUGAAUGUCAAUGGGCUGAGCAUUGCUCAUGUCAAGAGCCAUCUACAGAUGUACAGAAGCAAGAAGAUCGAUGACCCAAGUCAAGUAAUGGCUGAUCAUAGGCAUCUUGUGGAAAGUGGAGAUCGCAAUAUUUAUAAUCUUCUACAAGGAUACAACCAACGCCAUGGUUCCAGCUACAGAUAUGGAGAUGCUUCUUGGAAUGCUCGUGAAACUUUUCUUAAUAAUCCUCAAAUGGGUCGGUGUUCAGUGGACGAAACCAGACAAGGAUUAUAUGGGAAAGUAGCCGAGAGGAUCUUUGCAGGCAACAGUAAUAGCAAUUGGACCAACUGGAAGUUCCAUACAGGAGCUUCCUCUUUCAGUUCACAGUCUUGUCGGAAAACGGAAGAGAUGAACAGUGAACUACGACCGUCGCACAAUCCAAAAUUCUGGCAACCCCAUUCAAGUUCAAGCUUCAUGGAGCUGAACCAUGCAGCACAGUUUCUGAAAGCCAAAGUAGGGGAAAACAAUCUAUUUAAUAGAAGUAAUAUCUUGAUUUCAGAUAUGAAAUCCCCGGCAAGUAAUCUAAAAGAUCAAGUGAAACCGGUGAAAAGGAAGGCUGCAGAUUGCAAUCUUGACUUGGAUCUUUCACUGAAGCUAACAGUACCGGGAAAUGAUGAUAGCCGGCGAAGUUUGGAGGACGGUGAAGUUGACAGUGAGUUAUCUUUGUCUCUGUUCGCAUCAUCAUCCUCAAAGGCAAAGCUUAGCAGAUUGAAGGGAGGAGGAGGAUGAAAAUAAUAAAGAACAUGCAAAAAAAAAAAAAAAAAA
Manihot esculenta (cassava) is the source of this 1460-nucleotide messenger RNA. Its product is annotated as putative Myb family transcription factor At1g14600. The transcript has 5 exons. The coding region runs from base 366 to 1424 and encodes 352 amino acids. The record is from RefSeq and is a predicted model, not a curated record. Gene Ontology annotation, molecular function: DNA-binding transcription factor activity; DNA binding. NCBI's taxonomy places the organism in Eukaryota, Viridiplantae, Streptophyta, Magnoliopsida, Malpighiales, Euphorbiaceae.